This is a messenger RNA of Oppiella nova, 453 nucleotides long. Lineage: Eukaryota; Metazoa; Arthropoda; Arachnida; Sarcoptiformes; Oppiidae. The record is from the annotation of a GenBank genome assembly.
AUGGCUCAUCAAGCAUCACUUCAGGAAAGCUUAUUACAAAUCGUAUUGAUAUUACUUCCCGAACAGAGUCUCGAGUUUUACGCAAUGGUUGGAGACGUCCCGUACUUUUCGGGCAUAAGACUACAAAACUCUGUGGCGAUGUUAUGUGGUCUGACUAUAGCCCUGUCCUCACAACUACUCACUUACUAUAACCAUCGGAAUGACAUAAAACCCACGUUUUUAACGGUAUUCUCGAUGCUAUCGGAGUUUAUGCUAACUCUGCUCUUUAUAAUCCACUAUUCGGCUAUACUGUGCCACCAGGCUCAAGUACUGGUGUUCAUCGAAAGGAUGGGUCAGAAUAGGGUUGGCUUUUACUGUUGGCGAGUGUUUCUUAUCACCCGUUUCCGUGGUUACGAAAACUCGGACCCGGACACUUUAGUGGCAGACAUCACAUCAGAAAUGAUUAUGGAAUAA